AUGUCAUUUAACGCAAUCUCUCAAAGAGUAUUGGCUAGAUCCAAAAAAGCUGCUACCAACAAUAAUCAAAAGACCACUGCCACUUCUAAUUCCAAAUCUACCUCGCCAUCUAAAAAUGUUUCGUUAGCCACCAAUGCUUCUACUGCCUCUUCCGCCACUGCCACCACCACUGCCCAAGCCACUACCGCAACUUCUGGUACUGGUAUCAAACAAAGCAAAGCAAUGAUUAGAAAAUUAAAAUAUGUCAAUACAAGAAGAAAUCUUAGAAAGAUAAACCAAAAGAAAUUGCCUGUAACAUGUCUCUCUGGAUUCCUUGGUUCUGGUAAAACAACCCUUUUAAAUCAUAUCUUGACUAAUCGUGAAGGUUUAAAAGUAGCUGUCAUUGUUAAUGAUAUGAGUGAAAUCAAUAUAGAUGCAAGAUUAAUUAAUAAGGAUUUUUCCAUUAGUAGAACCGAAAGUAAAGAAAUGACAGUUGAAAAGAUGGUAGAAAUGCAAAAUGGUUGUAUUUGCUGUACGCUGAGAGAAGAUCUUUUGGUGGAAGUGACCAAGCUGGCCAAGUCAAAGAAAUUCGACUACUUGCUCAUUGAAAGCUCUGGUAUCAGUGAACCACUCCCCGUGGCCGAGACCUUUACCUUUGAAGGAGAGGAAGCCAAGACACUGAAUGAAAUGACCCGACUCGAUACCAUGGUGACGGUGGUCGACGCCAGCACAUGGAUGUCAGAGUUUAAGAGUGGAGACACCCUCGCCGACAAGAACAUGGGUGCCACUGAAGAGGACGACCGAACCAUUGUCGAUCUACUCAUCGACCAGGUUGAAUUUGCCAACGUCAUCAUUCUCAACAAAUGUGAUCUCGUGGAGACCGCCCAACUCAACCAUCUCGAAGGGUUGAUUCGCCACAUUAACCCAGACGCCAAGAUCAUUCGCUCGCAAUUCUCCAAAGUGCCACUCAAGAGUAUUCUCAAUACCCGGUUGUUCAACUUUGAACAUGCGUCCCAGAACCCAGGUUGGUUGCAAGAAGCAAGAGGUACACAUGUCCCAGAGACGCUUGAAUAUGGUAUUAGCAACUUUACCUACAAGGCACGUCGUCCAUUCCAUCCAGAGCGUGUUGAAUCGGUCAUUGAACGUGGUGUCACUAUCUUCAAGUCAGUGCUCCGAAGCAAAGGGUUCAUGUGGAUCGCAUCUACACCCGAGCUCAUUGGUCUCUGGAACUUGGCCGGUAUCUCGCUCACCCUCACCAACGCCGGCUACUGGCUCGCCGACCUCAAGAAACACGAGUACCCUCCCGCAGACAUGGUCGCCACCAUCAAAAAGAGUUGGGAGGAGCCCCACGGAGACCGUAGACAAGAGGUUGUCUUUAUCGGAGUCGAUCUCGACAAAGAUCUCAUUCAACAAGAACUUGACAAGUGUCUAUUGACCGAUGAAGAAAUGAAAUUAGGUAAGACUGAAUGGGUAACUUGGAAUGAUCCAAUUAAACUUGAUGAAGUUGAAGAAUUUGAAGAUGGUGAAGAAGAAGAAUAUGAAGAAGAAGAAGAAGGUGAAGAAGGUGAAGAAGAUGAUGAAAGUGGUGAAGAAGAUGAUGAAGGUGAUGGAGAUGAAGAAAUGCAUGAUGAAUAA
Cavenderia fasciculata is the source of this 1614-nucleotide messenger RNA. RefSeq names its product COBW domain-containing protein. NCBI's taxonomy places the organism in Eukaryota, Evosea, Eumycetozoa, Acytosteliales, Cavenderiaceae. The transcript has 2 exons. The record is from RefSeq and is a predicted model, not a curated record. The coding region runs from base 1 to 1614 and encodes 537 amino acids.